CAAGCCCACCUCCCGUCACUGUCACAAUUUUCUCCUCGCUUGACUCGCUCUUUUCCUUCGCCUUUUGUCUAGCUCAGCCAGUGCCAGAGGGAGACAGUUAACAGAGAAAAAACGAAACGAGGCCGACGACCGAGCUUGACUAGGAACACAGCCGAAAGCGAAAAAAUAGAGGAGCCACCUCCCCCUCUGUUCCCCCUCUGAACAGCCCAAUUCAUUGCUCCGUCUCCUUAGCAGGAUUUGCGCUACUGAUGCUGCGCUACUGAAAACCUCCUAGAAAACAUACAAAGCACGCGGUCUCGCGUAGGUGGCCUAUAGGAUAAAGAACAGACAGAAAUUACUAUUCGACUGCCUGAAACCCGCAUUUGUAAGAUGACCCGGCAUUUCAAUUGUCUGGGUACUGCGGCUUGCAUCCUGCCGCACGCUUCCUCUCACUUCUAGCUCAGCAUCCAUAUUUUUCGCAUCUCCGUGUGUGGCUGUAGGGAGUGGCAGGCUACUGAUAAAUCGCGAGCGUUUUUGCUGUGUCUCCCAGGAAACGUCAGAGUUUUUCCACGACCACAGGAUAUAUUUGGUAAACUUGGAUAUUAAAGGUGAAAUGGGAGGGGAAGUUCAGCAUUCUAACGCCUAACACUUACAUCAGAGCCCCCGAAAGCCAGGGAACUUCAGUAUACGUGUCCACAGAAAGCUAUGAAUAUGCUGAAGCCGAGUGGACUAAAGAUUCCUGGAAGAGGCCCAAAGCACUCCAGUCCUGUGGGACGAUCUUCUGCUGGGUCAUCUUCUGGCACAACAGCGCAGAAAGACAGCCCUCCAAGCAAGCAGACCACCCCAACGCCGAGCAACGCUUCGGACAAGUCCAGCUCCAAGGUGUCCGAGGUCGGGGACGACGUCCUGGGAGACUACGUGGUUGGCGAGCGGGUGUGGGUGAACGGUGUGAAGCCAGGGUGCAUCCACUACCUAGGGGAGACUCAGUUUGCCCCAGGACAGUGGGCAGGGGUUGUGCUGAACGAACUGGUGGGCAAGAACGAUGGCUCGGUGGGGGGCGUGCGCUAUUUCGAGUGCCAGCCCCAUCAGGGCAUUUUCACCCGGCCCUCCAAGCUCUCCCGACAGCUGGUCGGGGACGGGAGCGAUGCUCAGUCCACCGAGUCGCUCACCACCCAGAACCUGACUCUCCACGGCGGCUCGGCCCCCUCUGCCCAGCGUGUGGUGAUGCCCCUGCGGGAGGGCAUGCUCAACAGCUCGGUGAAGACGGGCAACGAGUCAGGCUCCAACAUGUCUGACAGCGGCUCCGUCAAGAAAGGAGGGGAUAAGGACCUCAGAGUUGGAGACCGUGUGCUGGUUGGUGGCACUAAAACAGGUGUGGUACGGUACGUUGGAGAGACUGAUUUUGCCAAGGGGGAGUGGUGCGGGGUUGAGUUGGACGAGCCGCUGGGAAAGAACGAUGGAGCGGUGGCUGGCACCAGGUACUUCCAGUGCCCGCCAAAGUUUGGCCUCUUCGCCCCCAUCCACAAGGUGAUCCGCAUUGGCUUCCCCUCCACCAGCCCGGCCAAGGCCAAGAAGAGCAAGCGCAUGGCCAUGGGCGUCUCCUCCCUGGCCCACAGCCCCAGCAGCUCCUCCAUCAGCUCCGUCAGCUCCGUGGCCUCCUCGGUGGGGGGGCGGCCCAGCCGCACCGGUCUGCUGACGGAGACAUCAUCGCGGUAUGCCCGCAAGAUCUCGGGCACGACCGCGCUGCAGGAGGCCCUGAAGGAGAAGCAGCAGCACAUCGAGCAGCUCCUGGCGGAGAGGGACCUGGAGAGGGCCGAGGUGGCCAAAGCCACCAGCCACAUCUGCGAGGUGGAGAAAGAACUGAGCGUGCUCAAAGCCCAGCACGCGCAGUAUGCAACAGAGACUGAGAACAACCUGCAGCAAGUGCGAACUCUACUGGCUAGCACACAGAAGGACAAAUUUGAACUAGCCAAUCAGCUUGAGGAGGAAAAAAGGAAAGUGGAGGACCUUCAGUUUAGAGUGGAGGAGGAGUCUAUUACCAAAGGAGACUUGGAGACUCAGACGAAAUUGGAGCAUGCCCGUAUUCGGCAGCUCGAACAGAGUCUGCUGUUAGAAAAGUCGAAAGCGGAAAAACUUCUGAAAGAAUUAGAGGAAAAGAGGCAAACCACGGAGGAAGAGAAGAGCCGGGUCUUGCAGCUGGAAGAGGAGCUGACACUGCGCAAGGCCGAGAUCGGGGAGCUGCAGGCUCGGCUGAAGAGCCCCAACACGUCCGAGCUGGGCGAGCCAGGGCCCGGGCUGCGCAGCGAGGCCUUCCUGCUGCGGGAGCAGCUGAUGACGGCCGGCCGCGAGCAUCACAGGGAGAGCUCCCAGCUGCGCGAGAAGUACGAGGCCGAGCUGGGCGAGGCCAGGCGCGAUGUUGAGCGGCUGCAGGCCACCGUCAACAAGCAGGCCCAGGAGAUCAGCGAGCUGAAGCAGAGGCUGCAGCAGGCCACGCGCGAGAACAUGGAGAUGAUGGACAGCUGGAAGUCCAAGCUGGACACUCUGGUGAACGACCACCAGCGUUCCCUGGAAGACCUGAAGGCCUCGCUGACCACGGACGUCACUAAGGAUGGCCAGGGCAAGGACUUGGUGGAGCUGCGGACGGCCCUGGAGAGCCUCAGGAUGGAGCACCAACUGGAAGUGGAGAACCUGAAAGCCAAGCGCGAGAUCGAGGUGGCAGUCCUAGCCAAGGAGAAAGAGGACCAGAGAGCCAGGCUGCAGCAGGCCCAAGAGGAGCUGGAGGAGAGCAAGGAGAGCUGGACGAGGCAGGCAGAGCUCAGGGCCUCACACCACGCCCUGGAGUUGAAGGAGGCUAGCGACAAACUGCAGAAGGCCGAGCUGAGGCUCUGCGAAGUGGAGAAGCUCCAGGGGGAGUGCAAGGAGCAGGCCCAGGCCAAAGGACUCCUGGAAGAGAAGCUGUCACUGGCCGAGAAGAAAAUGGUGGACUACGAGGCCCUGCAGAAGGCAGAGGCAGCCAGCCGGACAGAGAUCAGCAGUCUGCAGGAGAAGCUGAGGGUGACUGAAAACCGCCUGCAGGCCCUGGAGGCUCACGACACACCUCAGGAUGCUAAUAUGAUAGAAAAUAACGACAUCUCUGAAGAGAAGAUGAAUUUAAAGCAGACUGUAGAAGAGACCAUGGAGAAACUAACAAAGAGAGAAAAAGAAGUGUCCACAUUGACAUCACAAGUUGAUGCCCUCAAAUCACAAAUGACAGCUAUGGAGAGUAAGAUUCGCUCCGGGGAGAAGAAAGCUGAUGCUCUCCACCGGGAAAAGAUGCGCUUGGAGACCGAGCUGGAGACCAUGACCAAGAAAUCCCAUGAUGCCUCAGGGCAACUGGUUCUUAUUAGCCAGGAGCUCCUUAAGAAAGAAAAGAGCCUGAAUGAGCUGAGGGUGUUGCUGCUGGACUCACCCCGACACUCUCCAGGCCUGGACAGGGACCUGAGCCGGGAAGUGCACAAGGCCGAGUGGAGAGUUAAGGAGCAGAAACUACAGGACGACAUCAAGACCCUGCGGGAGAAGCUACUGCUCCUGGGCCGGGAGCGGUCUUCCCCAGACCACCGCAGGUACUCCAUGAUGGACCCGGCGGCCUCCGAACUGGAGGUUGCGAGGCUGAAACAGAGGCUGCUGAACACGGAAGAAGCUCUGAGGAACGCCCUGGAGCACAACCAGCACGUGGACCAGCUGGUGCAGGCCAUGCGCACCCAUCCUGAGAAAACUCAGAUGAGGCUUGCAGAUAUGACUGUGGCACAAGGGAGUGCAAAUUCAGCCAAUGGGAUUCAUGAGCAGGACAAGUCUUUUACACAAGAAGAAAAACACUGAUGAAGGACAGCAUCAGGUUAUGUUGGUGGCUUUGGAAAUUUGUGGAGGUCCAUUGUCAAAAGGGAGAAGAUGGUCUCAUGUUUAUUGGGGAGUGGUACUUACGUUUCAACGGACACUUGAAGACAUUUUACGUUUACAGUUAUUACCAAAACCAUGGCUUGAUUUGUCAGAGACAAGUAAAAUCUGUGACUAAAACAGCUGAUGACAGAUAAUCAAACCCCCCUUAAAUAUCCACUAAUCAUACACGGAGGUGAUAAAUUCAUGGUACGAUGACUUGCUACUUUUAGCAACCUUUCCAGACUACCUCCAACAAUAAUAAUAUUGGACACUAAAAUCAUGUCUGAGGGCAAUACUUUAAAUGGGUCAGAAGACUGGAACCACACAAUGUCACUAAACUGGAACAACUUGGAUUCUCUUCUAGAGGAUUUAAUUGAAACCAUCUGAUGAUUUGCUGAUUUGCCUUCUGUAGACUUUCUGUAGAAAUUUUGAUACCGGUUGAAGUUAGUCCAGAUUUUAGGCUGAAUUGAACCUUUUUUAUUUAUUUGCUGUGCUGCCAUUCUGUUUCUGAUUGGCCAAUGGCAAGCACAUGUAGACUUUUGAACAACCGGCUAAACCUCAUCUGCUUUAUAGGACCUGCUUCAUUUCCCCCCAGCGUCUGUUAUGUACAUGUGAAUAAAAAUGAAAAGGCUGCCAUAAUUCCAUUGGGGCCUGUUUUGUGAGUAUUUGAAUAUAUAUUCUUUGGACCUGUGCAUUAUACAAUAUUUAAUCCUACCGAGUAAAUCCCAACUGAAUCGGUGCAGUAGCAUUUAAUAGCUUUUAGCAUAAUGACUUGCUAGCUGCUGUUAACUGAACUGUAUGGAAUUGCACCAUGGUUAUGCUUGACUUGACAUUGGUGAACUACACCACUUCUUGUUUUUUAAUAUAGAAACAGAAUGAAUGGGUUGGAAAGAGAACUUUAUUUAAACACCAGUAUUAGGAUUUGUUAUAAAGGCUUAGUAAAACUGUUUCCUGUGUUCUUAGACAGACCCUACAAUACCUUGUGGAAUUCUGUCAGGAUCAAUGGGUGAGAGCAAAUUUUGCCUUCAAUUCAACUCCUGUAUUGCUUGAAAUAAACCCAGAAGUUCAACAGGCCACUUUCUGAGGUGAAGAAUCCAGAUUUUAUUUUCAACAGUGAAAGUCAUAAUGUAUGUCUAAACUAUGUCUUCCAUUUUUUAUUCAUCUUCUUUUUAAACAGUCUCCAUCGUAGUCCAUUACAGUAUUUACUGGAGAUUUCCUAAUACAAUGGGAAACCUGAAAAGGCUAGGAAAGGGUUACAGUGCCAAUAGUUUCUCACAAUUGUCCAGAACCUGUUUUUGAGGGUGAAUAACAAGUGUCAGUUUAUAUAAGCAUGCCUCAUUAGUAGUCAAACGCUUUUUGCUUAAAUCUAAGUUGGUGACGUAGCAUUUUUCCCUUUGUGUGCUUUUAUUUUACCAAUCACACAAACAUUUUAACUAUGAAAAAGUCAAUGGAGUGUUAAAUUUAAAAUCUUCUAAAUUAUUUAUUGUAUUCAGAACUUGGUUAUAUUAUGAAGUACAUAAAGGUUAUGCUAGCACACAGGCUUUAAACAUGGCACACUUGCUAUUCAAACCGUCAAAAACAGGUUCAAGACCAUCAUCAGUAUAAUUUACCAGUAUAAAAUAACGUUUAUAAAUCCACCCAUUGAGUUUCCAGACCUCCACAGACUGAGGCAUAUUUGAUAUUUUCAGAAUCUUUAUAGACAUGAACAAGAAGAAAUACCCCAAAGACGUAUGAACUCUAUGACCUUUUGUGAUGCACAGUGAGGUAAAAACCUGAUAGGCCUGCCCCCAGUCAGCACUGGUGAAUUUACAACUUUGUCUUUGUCAUGAAACACAAUAUUUCUCAACUGUAACCCUCUACAUACCAUGUGGUUCUGUAACUCAAUGGUUUUUGAGACUCUUGGUCAUUAAAUAUUAACAAUGUGGGCAA
This is a messenger RNA of Conger conger (European conger), 5823 nucleotides long. It is a transcript of the gene clip2, whose product is annotated as CAP-GLY domain containing linker protein 2. The record is from RefSeq and is a predicted model, not a curated record. Gene Ontology annotation, molecular function: microtubule plus-end binding. Gene Ontology annotation, biological process: cytoplasmic microtubule organization. The coding region runs from base 685 to 3837 and encodes 1050 amino acids. Gene Ontology annotation, cellular component: nucleus; microtubule plus-end; cytoplasm. NCBI's taxonomy places the organism in Eukaryota, Metazoa, Chordata, Actinopteri, Anguilliformes, Congridae. The transcript is spliced from 18 exons.